GAGACGCAGUGCUGAGAACUGAUUCAUUGUCUGUUAUUGAGGCUUUUACAGGAACUCUCCUUCAUGCAUGCUGCUUCCCAUUCUGUGGCUUUGGCUCAUUUGCAAACGCGCGCGACCACACACUUUGCUUUGUGCAUGGAUUGGCUGUCACUUGUAGCAGAUUAUAGCAGCUCGUGAGGAAUGCGUUUGGAUGGACCAAGCUAACGUUGGACAUUCCCGCAACGUUAGAUGUUGGGUCCUCUAUGGUUAUCUUUAGGGAACCACUCCACAACGUCGUGUCAACGUUCAAUUUUUGUUAAAACGUUCUAAAAACUAUAAAAACCUUACGUUCUUGUAUGGUUUUUAUCACAACUGACAAAUAACGUUUGUUAAAGGUUGCCUUAGGUUUUAUUUUUCACGUGUAUGAACUAACGUUUCAGUAACAUUCACAGAAGGCUUUGCCAUUCUUUAAAUAGGCAACAUCAAAAAUUAUGAAAACAAGAACGUUUCAGGGACGUUCUCAGAACUACAAUGGUAAAGAAAAAAACUUUUCUUGAGGACCAACGACCAAUCAACAAUGAUUCAUUCUCAGAUCAUUUCAGAAAACAAAAAACAAAACAACGUUUAUAAAAUGUCAUAGGAACAAAAUUGUUAGCUGGAGAGCUGCUCACAUCAGAGGAAAAUAGGACAAAUAAGUUUAUGAGGGUGUCUGUGAACUUAGUUAGAAAGGUGGUACAAAAUCACCAGCUAUAGCUACCCAAGUAAAACCCAAGCAGUAAAGUUUUGCUGCAUGAAGCUGCCAUUGGUGUCUCUCAAAAUAAAGAUUUAUAUAACAGACUAGUGUUCUUGAGAAGACUGUUCCUCACAAUAACAUACUUGCAUAUACAUGGAGAUUACAUGUUGAUAUGCGUUGUACUUGCUAUUUUACUAUAUUAAUUAGUCUACAAUACUAAAAAGCACCUUUUAAUUUAGUUGCUAUUAUACAAAGCUAACCAGUUUAGCUACGGCUACCACAAUGGGCAUAUAAGUCUCACAAAUUAACAAACUAAACUUUUUCAUUUCAUUUUUUAGUUUGUAUCGAAUUAACUUAGAUUUGACAACUUUACAACUGAUUUCUUAACUCAUUGCUUUAAAGUAGAAUAAGACUAUUUCUGUGCGUUGCUUGGAGUCACCAAUCGAUGCAUCCUCGUUUUCAGGGCGGAGCAACAACACAUUUGGGAACUUAUUUAAAGGUUAUUGGUAAAUGUUCUGAAUGCAACUUGAGCAGAGGAAAAGGACGUCAGGCAAGAACAUGGGGACUCAAAAUUUGUCCUGAUGAUGUCUCUCUCUAGUCUAUUCAGAGUCAGUAUAUAAAACAUUUUUAAUUCUAACGAGUCAGGUAAUAGAUGGUGGUGGCCACCUGCAGCCGGGCUCGUGCACGCGCCAACCACAUUAACCUUUGUGAAGCGCCGCUUCUUAUUAUUUGCACCGUUAUUUAUUUUCCCGCGUUCUCUGCGAUCUUCACGACCGCCCCCUCCAUCCUCUCCACCCUCCCUGCUCCAGUAAUCUCCUCCCUUCAGACAGACCAACCUGCCGGGUAGAGUGUGCCGCUCUGGAGGGAGGUGAGGACACACCCGCGUGUUGCCCUCUCUCUCUCCCCUCCUCUUCCUCCUCCUCGUCCUCCCUUACCACCACCCCUCCCUUUGCACCACGCGCGCGCCCACAGCCCGGGCAUUGCCGGGAUUGACGCCGCUGCCCUGCGCGUUUGGCGGUCGGCGUUUACGCGUCUCGAAGCAUCGCGCCGCCGUCCCCGUGCAGAAGAAGCGGCGGGCGCACGCCUACAGAAGUUUGCGCACAGAGUGACUCCUGCGGUGACACGUUGUGGCCCUCGGCUUUGUACAGUGUUGAGCCCCCACCUUCCCUUCUUCCCUACCUCCAUUUUCCCACCCUGCGGUGCCUGGCUCAGGUGAAAAGUGCAGGCCUCACUCUCCAGCAUCAUGACGGUGGCCACGGGCGACCCCUCAGACGAGGCGGCGGCCCACCCUGGCCACCCUCAAGACUAUGACGGCGAGGCCGAGCAGGAAUGCUGCGAGAGGGUUGUCAUCAAUAUCUCUGGCCUGCGCUUCGAAACACAGCUCAAGACCCUCUCGCAGUUUCCAGAGACUUUGCUUGGGGACCCCAAAAAGCGGAUGAGAUACUUUGAUCCUUUAAGGAAUGAAUAUUUCUUUGAUAGAAACCGGCCAAGCUUUGACGCCAUCCUCUACUACUACCAGUCUGGAGGAAGGUUGCGGCGCCCUGUGAAUGUGACUCUGGAUAUAUUUUCUGAGGAGAUCCGGUUUUAUGAGCUUGGAGAGGAGGCUAUCGAGAUGUUCCGGGAGGACGAAGGUUUCAUUAAAGAAGAGGAACGGCCUUUGCCUGAUAAUGAGUUCCAGAAGCAGGUGUGGCUGCUGUUUGAGUAUCCGGAAAGUUCAGGACCUGCAAGGAUUAUAGCCAUUAUAUCUGUUAUGGUGAUUCUUAUAUCUAUAGUCAGCUUUUGCCUAGAGACACUGCCUAUCUUCCGUAGUGAUGAGGAGGAGAUGCACAAAGUUCGAACAUAUAACUCCAACUCCACCACCAGCUACACAUCCACCUAUUUUACUGACCCAUUCUUCAUCCUGGAGACACUCUGCAUAAUCUGGUUCUCCUUUGAGUUCCUGGUUCGUUUCUUCGCCUGCCCCAGCAAAGCCAGUUUCUUUGUGAAUAUAAUGAACAUGAUCGAUGUGGUGGCCAUCAUUCCCUAUUUCAUCACACUGGGAACAGAACUGGCAGAGAAAGCAGAGGACGGUCAGCAAGGGCAGCAGGCCAUGUCUUUAGCCAUCUUGCGAGUCAUCAGGCUGGUGAGGGUUUUCAGGAUCUUCAAGCUCUCUCGUCACUCCAAGGGACUGCAGAUCCUUGGACAGACGCUGAAGGCCAGUAUGAGAGAGCUCGGCUUACUGAUCUUCUUCCUCUUCAUCGGAGUCAUCCUCUUCUCCAGCGCUGUCUACUUUGCUGAAGCGGACGAACCUGAGUCCCAGUUCUACAGCAUUCCGGACGCCUUCUGGUGGGCUGUAGUUUCCAUGACAACUGUUGGCUACGGAGACAUGGUACCAACUACAAUUGGUGGGAAGAUUGUCGGUUCUCUCUGUGCCAUCGCUGGUGUGCUGACCAUUGCCUUGCCUGUUCCUGUUAUUGUCUCAAAUUUCAAUUACUUCUACCAUCGUGAGACAGAAGGUGAGGAGCAGGCCCAGUAUCUUCAGGUUAACGUGCCCAAAGCUGAUUCUCAAGAAGAGCUGAAAAGAAGUCGAAGCGGUUCUACCAUCAGCAAAAGUGACUAUAUGGAGAUCCAAGAAGGGGUGAACAACAGCAAUGAGGACCUUCAGGAGGAGGACCUUAAAAAGGGAAAUUGCACACUGGCCAACACAAACUAUGUCAAUAUCAAAAAAAUGCUGACAGAUGUGUAAUCAGCUGGGAUAAUGUUAAGGGAACAUGAGGCAGCAGCCUCACACUACAGACAUUUUCAAACUGUAAAGCAAUGCACUAAAGAGGAUCAUGAAGUGUCAGAACCUCUGCUAUUAACCUGAGAUUUCCUAUUCCACUCAGAGACCACUCAUAGAACAUACCAGCCCUCUCUAUAAGAUCCAUAUCCAACUAUCAAUUAGAGUCUGCAUGCAGUUAGCUUUCGUCGUUGCUGCUCUCAUUGAAAAAUCCCAAACAUCCCACAAUAGUAGCCAAACAGUAGAAAGUAGAGGAGGAUGAAGGUAAGACCUCACCACAAGGGUUAUAGACUUUGUACCUCCAAAAAUAUCUUUAAACUAUGUAUGCAUCAUCACUCAAGUAACCUUCCCUCAAAGCCCAGCUACAUCUACUUGCUUCUCCAAAGAAAUUGUUAUUUGUGUGCUUCUUCUGCCCCAUGGGGGAGGGUAUAAUAACAGCGAUACAAGAACAUCCUCCAUUACUGCUGCUGCUGCUGCUGCUUAUAAUAGAUGUCUGAUAAAAAAGGAUAAUUGAACAUAAUAAUUCUCACAAUGCACUCAGAAAAGAAGUUCAUUUAGCUAAGAGCCAGUGAUUUUCUCAUAUGUCACCAUUACAAUAUUUGCCUCCAGACUGAGAUUGUCCUUUACAAGUGUCUGCUUAUGUUUUUUGAACUAUUGUUUUCAGACUCACAGUAGCCUAAAUGGACCACAUUAACAUUUAUGCUCUCACAAAUGCAAGUCUUAUGGAAAAGCUUUUAAGACAGAUUGAAUGUUUCAGUGCCAUCAUUUAUGUUUAUGGGAUGUAGUUUGUUUGCCACACAUGGAACAAAUGCAUUUUGUUAGCUUUUCACCUUUUUAAUGGCACGAUCUAGCAUAUUACACUCGAUUACACUGCUGUUUAUUGAGACCUUGUUUUUACUUGCUAAUGACCUUCAGGUCAAUGUCAUCUCACCCUAUACAAAAUGCCACUAUUUUUUAGAAAUACAAUUGCAAUUGCACAAUACAGAUGUUAAGAACUUCCAUGAUGAAAUUUCAGCAAAUUAUUCUUGAAUAUCAUAGACAUAGAGACUGUACCACUGAUAUGUAAGGGAAAUAGAAGUAGUGUGAAAGGAGCUAUAGAGAGACGGAACAGCAGCGCUACUAAAAUGAGCUCACAGGUUAUUGUUGCAUUUUAUGGCAUUCUGCUUAGGCUAUAUGUUGAUUAUCUGCUUCUGCCAGGGCUUUGACAGAGUGUUGGUUGAUAUAUAUGGUUGAUAUUUCGAUUGUCUUGCAGCUAAAUAAGCCAUACAUAGUUUACAUUGUAAUCUACGCUAGCAAAUGAUGAGUAAUUAAUCCAAACACUAGAAUUGUAGCAUUGGUAUAGUCUGUAGUUUUGGCUUUGCCAUUCAUCUUCAUGAUGUUUAAACAGCUUUGAAACUAUACGUAUGUAUAUAUGCAUAGAUUUAAUAUCUGCAUUACACGACUACUGUAUGUGCUGUAAGUGAUGAACCUGAGCACUGGUGCUGCUGAUUUCAGUUUUAUUAUAAUUAUUUUAGUUUUUUAAAUUUAUAUUUAGUUGUUUUUUGUCUUUGGGUACCAAAGACAUUGCGAUACGCACAGUUCCAUAGGCAGUGGCUGUGCAACAGUCCACAGCUGCAGUGAGUUAAUGCUGCACACUGCAGUAGCAGCGACUGCAGGAUCGCUUGACCUUCGCACUGCGUCUGCGAACAGGCUUUUUUGUCCCUCUCCUGACAACAGUUUGUUGUUGCUUUAAGCAUUUUGUUUGCUUGCAUUGCAGACGUCUGCUUGCUUCUGUUUGCUUGUUUGUUUGUUUGUUUGUUUACAGGCUGUAAGUGCCGAUGUUGCUCUAAUAGAGGUAGUGAAAUUCUACACAGCAGUUAGCGGUCAGUCAUGCUUUUAACUCAGGCCAGAAGGGCAUUACUGUAGAGCUAUUGUUGUUUUGUUGUUGUUGCUGAUAUAUUUUAUUUUGUUUUGUUAUUUUUCUUGUUUGCCUGUUUUGUUUAGCCAGGGUCACAGGUAGAGGUUUAAAACCAGAUUGGCUGAAACUGUUGCUCAUGCUGUGCAUAGCCAGUGCCUAUAGACAGAAAUGACAUAUAUAAUAACAUACAUGCAAGCAGACAGGGAGCUUUAUUCUAUGCAUAGAUAUGUACAGUGUAUAUUGUACAUGAAAAGUAUGUAUCAUCGCAAUUCUGGCGCAACUUGCACACAUUGCAUGUUUUAUUAUUUCACUGCUGUUAUUUAGCACUUCACAUGAGACUCAGAUGACUCAGUUGGUCCAUGUGGAAGCAUCAUGCGUCCAGUGCAACACUGGAACUGUUUUUUGUUGUUGCUGUUUUUCAUUGCACAUUUAGCACUUUUAUAAACGGAGGAUUCACAAAACAGUGUCAUCACAUGGGUUGCAGGUGCUUAUUUUGGUUUUGAAUGUUUUAUUUUUUAUAAAUAUUUUUUAUUUGUAAUUUUUUAAUUAACUUGUCCAUUUAGGCAUUUAAAAAUUUUCUUUGAAGCACUGAAUAAAUGCCUUGAGGCGUUGUUGUUGUUGUUAAAGCAUCUUAUGAUCAUUCCAUUGUCAAGGACUGUAAGGAUGCCUAUUAACAAAAAUGUUAACUUCUUGUCAUACUGUGUAUUCCUGUGUACUGGUUGUUAAUAGAAUACUUCUGAUUAGAGAUGCACAAUGAUAUUGGAAUCGAUAUAUUGUUAUUAGAACGGUCCCAUAUUUAAACCAAUAUUUUAUGCAUUUAUGAUUCUUUAUGUGAUUGGUUGCAGUGCUGCCAAGCCGCCAAAUUUACAAUGUUAUUCUUUUACUGCAUUUACUACCCUAAAGACAUAAAUGAUAUAGUUAAAGUAGUACUAUGCAAUAACUGAAAUUUGAAAUACUGAACAGUCACUGAAAGUGAAAGAAUCCUGCGUUAUGCAGCUCUUGUGAGAAUUUUUCUGCCAGUUUUACCAAAGUUGCAUAUUGCCGUUAGCAGUACCUAGACCAGAGUGGCAAUAAGAAAGUGUGCUUAUUAUGAGUUAGUAUAGUAUUACAAUGAUUUUGAAGCUGUUUUUUUAAGGUAAAAUGCUACACAAAAUGCUGCUGUAAAGCCUUUGCUAUUUUAGUUUAGUUUUCUCCCGAUUUCAGAUUUGCUAAUUGGUUACGGUAUAUACAUUUAUAGAUAAAUAGACAAAUAACCAAUAUUAGCUUCAUCCCAUAUUAAAUUCCCAUAUCAGUGCAUCUCUACAUUCUUGCAAUCUGCUUGUUCAAGGCGUUGGUUCAAAAUGGAGAGAAAAGGUUAUUAUGUCUGAAACAUUAAUGUCAAACUAAUUCCCAGGGUAUGAAACUGAAGUGAUUCCCACAUUUACACUGUUCUGUUUAAUGCACUUUCUCGGAACUUAUCAUUGGAAGGCCAAUCACAAAAGCUGUAGACAUUAACUGUGCAUCAACCAUGCAUCAAUAUGCGGAGUAAGAUUCAAGGAUUGGCUUUGAUUGAGUAUGUAAAUAUGUGAUAGAGCACAAGCUGCCAAACCUGUGACAUAACCAUUUACUUUGGUCCAGAGUCUGUUUAGUAUUUUUUUAUUUUUAUAUGUUUAUUUUUGUUUUAUCCUCAGCACUGCAUACAGUGCUAUCAGAACAAUCUUAAAGUUAAAACCCAACCCAUUGGUCUAUAACGCACUGUGUGUUAUGUAUGUGUGUGUAUGUGUGUUCGGCAUGCGUUGUAAACUGUGUAUCUGUGUUGUGCUCCACUGCUUGACUGAAGACUUUCAGAACUCUUAGCCAACUGUGUUCCUGAGGCAACACAAGCAGCUUAGAUUUCUUCAAAUCCAGCCUGAAAGUGUGUUCAAAAUAAGGCAGAUUUCUGGCAGAUCUCUACUGAACUAAUAUGCAUAAGGGUUUGCAGAUAAUCUGUGGGAAAUCUGUAAUUCAGGCACACUCGCUCACAUUCUUAGAUUAGCUGCAGAGAAUAGCUUUAGGCCAUUAGCAUAGGCAUCCUCUGACAUGUAGCUCAUACCUUCCAUUACCAUAUGCGAGAACUAGCCACUAUAGUAUACUAUAGCUAUUUCUAUUUUAACAAUAAGAAAAUACACAAAAAAGAUUAUGGGGUGUGGAGGAAAAAUGAAGAAAAUCUAUGUCAUCUAUCUCCCUGAAUAAGAAGCACUUUAAUAGUAAAAUAAGUGGACAAUCUAAUGACUGAAAUUACUGCUCAUAUAACUUUUCCAAAUGUUCAUUAAUGUCCUAAAACAACAUCAACAAUGAAGAUGAACAAAAAAACUCAA
Astyanax mexicanus (Mexican tetra) is the source of this 7703-nucleotide messenger RNA. RefSeq names its product potassium voltage-gated channel subfamily A member 2. Gene Ontology annotation, biological process: protein homooligomerization; potassium ion transmembrane transport. Gene Ontology annotation, molecular function: protein binding; delayed rectifier potassium channel activity. Lineage: Eukaryota; Metazoa; Chordata; Actinopteri; Characiformes; Acestrorhamphidae. Gene Ontology annotation, cellular component: membrane; axon terminus; dendrite. The record is from RefSeq and is a predicted model, not a curated record. The transcript is spliced from 2 exons. Bases 1956 to 3437 code for a protein of 493 amino acids.